GACGAUCCGCAUUUCAUCACAACUAAAACACAAUCAGAGAUAAGAGCCAUUGAAGGAAAUGAAGUCACUCUUCACUGUGAGAUUGCCAAUUUAGGGAUCAACAACACGAGAUUAUGGUACAAGUACGAUUCAGGGAAAAGCAAAGAAAAUGCAAUGCGAGAACCAAUUAUUAGCAUAGGCAAUGACACAGAACAUGUCAUCGCUAUAGAAAAUAGCACUUGGAGAAAAUAUUACUUGAACAUGACAAAGACAUCUUAUAGUCUGUGGUUUCCUCGUGUAAAUCGAUCUAAUGCUUGUCGAUAUAGCUGUGCUUUCAAAACAUCAGAUGGAGAAGAAGAAUUGGUUUUCACACUUGAAGUAUCAUAUCGGCCUGAAAUCAAGAAGAUCCUACCAAACAAAUUUCCAUUCCGUCAUCCCAACCAUCCUCGAAAAAUAUUUGUGAACGAGACCGAGAAUAUAACAUUGUACUGUAAUUCAUCUGGUUCCCCUUCACCUUAUAUCACAUGGCGUAAAGAUGAUGCACCAAAAUUAGGAAUUUGUGUUAAUAAGAGUUUACAACUUCUUGAUGUUUCGCCUAAUCAGAGUGGAGCUUAUACAUGCACCAGUGAAAAUUCUCUUGGUGAUGUUAGUGAGACUAUCAUACUGGUAGUACAAUAUCGCCCUCGAGUUCUUGCAAAGUCAACUGAUCUGCGCGGAGCUAAAGGAAGAUAUCUCCAAUUACAAUGCAGCGCUGACGCCAUUCCCAGGGCCCGCUUUCACUGGCAAAAAGAUGGGGAGAUGAUAGAUUAUCCAGAUUCUGAUUCUUAUGUCAUCAUAUCUUUGAACCCGGAGACUAAUUAUGGUACCUACACUUGUGUUGCCACAAAUUUUCUUGGAUCUGCUCGAGCGCACAUUAAUGUCACAGGUCUACCGAUGAAACCCGAGGUUGUGAGUGGUGUUAAUGGAAGAAUGAAGAACGUCUAUCUACUCAGAUGGAGAACUAGUAAAGUACCACAAGAUGCAAUUACAGAACAAUUGACAGUAGAUUACUUCUUAAUCAGUUGCAUGAAAGUAGUACAAGAGAAAGUUGAUGGAGGCUAUCCAAGGAUAAGAUAUUAUCCUCCGGAUUCGAUGAGACACACCUAUUACACUAAAAAGCAUGAGGAAUACCAUUCAUAUCCAUUACGUCAUCUAUCUUCAAACAGCACUUAUAAAGUUACCCUAUGCCCUUUUAACCAGUACGGAAAGGGAGAAUGUACUGUAUUUAAUUUCACUACUUCAUUCGAGGAUUAUGUGACUGAACCUUCUCCAACCAUGUCAAAAGUACAGAGAGAUCAUGAUGCAUUUGCGACAAUCCCGACACCCUUGGGAGUGGUUAAAAACAAUGCUAUUAUAUCACUAUCACCAUCUUCUGUUUUUAUUGCCAUCAUUAUCUUGCUCCUUCAGUGUUGUAUUCAAUACAGAUAAAUGUAAACAAAUUUGUGAUCAAUGAGCUCUUUAUCAAAAUUUGUUGAAACAUUGUAUACACUAAGGAUUUUUUUAUUAAAAAACAUGUAUGCAUAAUUGGUAAGUUUUGCCACUUACCAAUAUGUAAGUUUGAAGUUAAGGAUAAGCAUUGGCCGACACCUCAUCCUUAUUCAUUAUCCCUUAUUUCUCAUUAAAUUAUCUUGUAUUUUGUAAAUCAUCUUUUAUCCUUUCCUUUGUGUGUA
Lytechinus pictus (painted urchin) is the source of this 1688-nucleotide messenger RNA. Its product is annotated as neurotrimin-like. The record is from RefSeq and is a predicted model, not a curated record. Gene Ontology annotation, molecular function: axon guidance receptor activity; protein binding. Gene Ontology annotation, biological process: synapse organization; homophilic cell-cell adhesion. The transcript has 11 exons. Lineage: Eukaryota; Metazoa; Echinodermata; Echinoidea; Temnopleuroida; Toxopneustidae. The coding region runs from base 154 to 1446 and encodes 430 amino acids. Gene Ontology annotation, cellular component: neuronal cell body; plasma membrane; axon.